AUGCUACAGGUUACUACGUAUUACCUGGAUAAAUUUUGCCCAUGGUUGACCUGCCCACAAGCAGAGGUGAGUAUCGAUCCUUGGUGGUCACCCAAAUACCAGAGUGCAGAAGAAGAACAGCCAUUUGAAGGAAAAGAGGACCCAGCUGAAGUUCCGAACGACGAUAAAGCCCAAGAGGACAACGACUCUGAGGACGCUCGUUGGAACGGUGAAGUGAAUGUGGAUGCCGACCCAGAUGAGUUGGAUGAGGACGAGCUAGGCAAUGAUUAUUGUCAGACCUAUUUCGACAACGGCGAGGGAGAUCUGAGCGAUGACGGCCUAGGCGGAGAUGAUGACGACGCCGGUGCCCGCUACUAUGACUGACUCCGUCCAUCUUCCCACCUGGUUCCAGAUAUGUAUAUACCGACGUAUUACCCAAGCUGUUUUAUUCUUUUAGUGAGACAGGGUCAUCACAUUUACCCCUGCAAGCUCAGCCUUCACCUUGGUGAGACGUUAACAUUGUGCCUUGUACCCUUUGUUCACCUCCCCCACUUAUUCCCUGGUGCAAUUGUGUU
Molecule: messenger RNA, 554 nt
Organism: Dicrocoelium dendriticum
Lineage: Eukaryota; Metazoa; Platyhelminthes; Trematoda; Plagiorchiida; Dicrocoeliidae
Source: the annotation of a GenBank genome assembly